Molecule: messenger RNA, 1791 nt
Organism: Brugia malayi
Lineage: Eukaryota; Metazoa; Nematoda; Chromadorea; Rhabditida; Onchocercidae
Gene: Bma-let-721.1
Product: putative electron transfer flavoprotein-ubiquinone oxidoreductase,mitochondrial precursor, putative
Exons: 12
Coding region: 1-1791 (596 amino acids)
Biological process (GO): electron transport chain
Cellular component (GO): mitochondrial inner membrane
Molecular function (GO): electron-transferring-flavoprotein dehydrogenase activity; iron-sulfur cluster binding
Source: RefSeq, a predicted model, not a curated record
AUGCAUCUAACAUUGCGAUGUGCAUUUCAAGCAGGAAAAAGCUUGCGACAUGUGGUAAAUGGUCAAUGGGUCACUUCGCAUUAUCUAAAAUGUCCAAGAGAAAAGGAUGUUCGUUGGGCUAGGAUUGAUAUGAAACGAGAAGUGGAAAGUUAUGAUAUUGUUAUUGUGGGUGCUGGACCAGCUGGUUUAUCAUCGGCUAUUCGUUUUAAGCAACUUUCGAAAGAGAAGAAUAUUGAUAUUCGCGUUUGUGUGGUUGAGAAAGGAGCUGAAGUUGGUGCGCACACAUUAUCUGGUGCAGUGAUUGAUAUUCGAGCCUUAAAUGAACUUUUUCCGAAUUGGAAAGAAAUGGGUGCUCCUGUCUACCAGAAAGUUACUUCUCAGUCGAUGGCGAUUUUGACAAGAAAUGGUCGAUAUGGAUUACCUUUUGUUCGCGGAAGUCCACUUGAUAAUAUAGGGAACUAUAUUGUCAGGUUAGGCCAUCUGGUGAAAUGGCUUGGCGAAAGAGCAAUAGAAUUGGGAGUAGAAAUUUAUCCGGGAAUAGCGGCUCAGGAAAUUCUAUUUCAUGAAGAUGAAAGUGUAAAGGGCGUUGCAACAGCUGACGUUGGAAUAAUGAAGGAUGGUGCACCAAAGAAAAAUUUUCAACGGGGCAUGGAAUUGCAAGCAAAAUGUACAAUAUUUGCUGAAGGUUGCCGUGGACAUCUUUCCAAUUUUAUAAUGGAAAAGUACCGCUUGCAAGAAGAAUGCGAUCCAAUGACUUAUGGUCUUGGUUUCAAAGAAUUAUGGUUAAUAGAUAAAUCAAAGCACACUCCUGGCUAUGUGGAACAUACCAUCGGAUAUCCACUGGAUCUUCAAAGCCAUGGUGGAUCGUUCAUGUAUCACAUCGAAGACAAUGGUCAGCCUCUUGUUUCUCUCGGCCUUAUAAUUGGUCUAGAUUACAAGAAUCCUCAUACAAAUUUGUAUCAGGAAUUCCAGUUGUUCAAGUCUCAUCCAUCCAUUCGUCAUUAUCUCGAAGGUGGGGAGCGAAUUGCAUAUGGUGCUAGAACAGUGAAUGAAGGAGGAUAUCAAACAGUACCUCAGCUAACUGUGCCUGGUGGAUGUUUGGUUGGUUGUGCAGCAGGGCUGAUGAAUCCAGCAAAGAUUAAAGGUGUUCAUAAUGCCAUGAAAAGUGGUAUGAUCGCAGCGGAAGCAAUAUUCGAGGAUCUAGGUCCACACACACGAACAGUAAUUCCGGAAGAUUUCGAGCCAGAACUAUACAAAAGCUACGUAAUUAAAGAAAUGCAACGAAUGCGCAAUGUUCGUCCGUCUUUCAGUAGUCGUUUCGGAUGGAUAGUUGGCUUACCUUAUACUGCAUUUUUUUAUAUGUUACUACGUGGAAAUGAACCAUGGACCUUCAAAAAUAAAAUUGAAGACUGGUUUCAGACAGAUUCAGCGUGGAAAUCGAAAUCUAUUAACUACCCGAAACCUGACGGCAAAGUGACAUUUGAUAUUCUGUCUUCAGUGGCUUUGACUGGCACAAAUCAUGAAGAAAAUCAGCCUUCUCAUCUGUUAUUGAGAAAUGAUGCCGAUGCUGAGUUAACUACAUGGCGUAGGUUUGCUGGCAUGACUGAACGGUUCUGUCCGGCAGGUGUUUAUGAAUAUGUGCCAUGCGAAACUAAAGUCGAUACAAGAAGGCUUCAAAUAAAUUUCCAGAAUUGUAUUCACUGUAAAACAUGUGAUAUCAAGGAACCACGCAAUAAUAUUCAAUGGGUUGCACCAGAAGGAGGCAAUGGUCCGAAGUACAAUGGGAUGUAA